Messenger RNA from Babesia microti strain RI, 489 nucleotides. RefSeq lists its product as hypothetical. The record is from RefSeq and is a predicted model, not a curated record. NCBI's taxonomy places the organism in Eukaryota, Apicomplexa, Aconoidasida, Piroplasmida, Babesiidae. The transcript has 2 exons. Bases 1 to 489 code for a protein of 162 amino acids.
AUGCUAAUGUACGUCUAUCUGUUAUUGAUUGUACCUCUAGCAACUAGUGCCGCAAAUGACGAACAAAAUGAAGUUUACAAAACUAAUGAAGAAAUGGAGUUCAAGUUGGAGAUGGACAACUUUUCAGAUAAAAUUCAAACCAUUAUCAACUCUGACAGGAAAAAACAACUGAUAGACGAGCUACUAUCUGAUGAAAAUAAAAGGGAAUUGUUGAAAAAGGUUGGCCAAUGGUUCCAAAAUGGAGACAUAACACCUACACAACUUAUUAAUAUUGCAAAUAUGUCAUUUGCUGGCAAGUUUGAUACAUCUCCUCAGUUUAAUAUGUGCAUUGGAAAGUAUACAAUUUGUACUGUUGAGCAGUGUAUCAUUUAUGCCAAAAAUUUUGAUUCUUAUAACCCGGAGAUUUUCCAAUGCCUUGGUAAAUGUAUCCCAAAGUUCAUUUCAUGUAUAGCAUGGGCUGGAGAAAGUCCGGUCUCAUCGGAAUUAUAA